UUGUAUGACAAGCAGUCUAUGCGCAACCUAGCUGAAUUGGAGGCUUUGCUGGAGGAGGACGAAGGUGGCGUUGGCGCGCCCAUCAACGAAGAAGAAGCGCCCAUGACGGCCGAGGACGUUGAGCGUCAAUUGGAUCGCCGGGAAUCCAUCCGCUCCAUGCGUGAAUCUGUGCGUAGUCCCAGCGAAGCCAACAUCAUGCUGGGCCAAAGCCUUGGCCUCGACGUCUCAGCGCAACGGUCUCGCAUCCAGGGUGAAGUGGAGGCUUUUCAGCAGCGCUUGAAUGAUCACAUGGCUACCCAACUACUCAGUUGGCAGCGCCACAAGCAGAGCGUUGUGCAAACCAAGCGGUUUUCUGCCAUCCAGCGUAAUCGUGACAAGGCCUUGAAAAAAGCCAUGCUUGGCUUAUCCAAGAUUGAGAAGACUAUCAUGGCAGACUUUGAGCGCCAGGUCAAGACGCAGUUCAAGGCAUACGGACGCAAAUUGAAGAUGCGCGACGAGGUCACGGUGGUGGAGGAGGUGAAGGAGAAUGGUUUUGAGGCCCUGAUUGACGUCGAAAUGGCCAUGUUGCGGGGCAUGAAACUGGAAUACCAGCACUACUUGAGCAACAAGGUGCAUUCGGUCGCGCGCGAUUUUGAAAUGGAGCAGCUCAACGCUCUUCGGACCGAGGUCAAGCGGAAGCAAGAGGAAGAGGACGCGGGGUUGCGUCGCGUCAUCGAUACUCAAUCAGCCUAUCACGCUGCCAACAUCAAACGAGAGCUGAAAAGCAAGGAGGCUGCGGAGGAGCUCGAGAAGAGGCUUGUCAAUGUGGCCGUUGAGGCUCGUCGUCGCUUCAAUCAGCGCAUUGGGCGCGAGGAGCACGAGAUGGACGACUUUAUCAACAAGACCCUGCAGCUCCUGGAUGAGCAACAGCAGGCUGAACUGGAUCGAGCUGCUGGGCACUUUGAGACAGCCAUCCGUGAGUGCAGCGCCAGCACGAACGAGGGCUACGAUGCGCUAGACGCCAGCCUCCAAUGGCACCAAUCCAAACCGGCCGUCUAUCUCGCUGCUGUUCGACAGCAGCGCUGGUCCAAAAUUCGCCAGGAACUGCUUGACAAGUAA
Monosiga brevicollis MX1 is the source of this 1098-nucleotide messenger RNA. RefSeq lists its product as uncharacterized. Lineage: Eukaryota; Choanoflagellata; Craspedida; Salpingoecidae. The annotation marks the transcript as partial. The record is from RefSeq and is a predicted model, not a curated record. The transcript is spliced from 8 exons.